AUGAGCGCCUCCUAUACGUCGUGGAAAGAUCGCACGCAAAGUCAAUUUGGGAAGCUUCAGAUUCAAGUGCCAUGGCGCUCAUUCCAGCUCCUAGUGCCGCAUCGCAUGCGCCGCAAGCUCCGGUCCAAACUCCGGAGCCGCAUUUCGCCCACCUCAUCGAUAUCGAGGUUGCAAACAUCCUUCUCGCCCGUCGACACCCUCCGAUCAUUACAGGCGCACCGCUGGACGAUAUAUGACUUCCAAUACCUGUUGCUCCUGAUCGUGGGCAUUUUCUCCCUGACAAUUAUCCAGUCUCCUGGUCCAUUGGGAAAGACGGCGAUCGCCACCGGUCUUUUGUGUUCUCUGCUUAUGCCUAUCACCCGGCAAUUCUUCCUACCAUUCCUCCCCGUCGCUGGAUGGCUUAUCUUCUUCUAUGGAUGCCAGUUUGUUCCAAGCGAUUGGCGACCUGCCAUUUGGGUCCGCGUACUGCCAGCCAUGGAGAACAUUCUGUACGGUGCCAACAUUAGCAACAUUCUAUCCGCCCACCAAAACGUUGUGCUCGACGUCCUGGCAUGGAUUCCCUAUGGACUCUGCCAUUAUGGAGCGCCAUUUGUCGUUUCGUUGUUGCUCUUCUUCUUUGGUCCCCCAGGAACUACCCCUCUCUAUGCCCGGACUCUCGGCUACAUCAGCAUGAUCGCCGUCUUCAUUCAGCUGGCUUUCCCCUGCUCGCCACCAUGGUACGAAAAUCUGUAUGGUUUGGCACCAGCCGACUACUCGAUGCAGGGAAAUCCAGCUGGUCUUGCGCGCAUUGACAAAUUGCUCGGUAUUGACCUUUACACUUCGGGCUUCAAGCAGUCCCCUGUUGUUUUCGGUGCAUUCCCUUCACUCCAUGCUGCUGAUUCCACUCUGGCAGCACUGUUCAUGAGCCACGUCUUCCCACGGUUGAAGCCCAUCUGGGUGACUUACACUCUGUGGAUGUGGUGGGCUACCAUGUAUCUUUCCCAUCACUACGCCGUCGAUCUGGUGUGCGGUGGCCUCCUUGCCACGGUGGCCUUCUACUUUGCCAAGACCCGGUUCCUGCCGCGUGUCCAGGCCGACAAGAUGUUCCGUUGGGACUACGACUAUGUUGAAGUUGGUGACUCUUCUCGCGAGUUCGGAUAUGACCUUGCCAGCUUGGAUGGCGACUUCAACCUGGACAGCGACGAGUGGACUGUGGGCUCCUCUUCGUCCGUUUCUUCGGGCUCUCUGAGUCCCGUGGACGACCAUUACACAUGGGAAAGCGAACACCUCACCUCGAAUCACGACAUCGAGGCUGGACGCUAA
Penicillium paradoxum is the source of this 1302-nucleotide messenger RNA. Its product is annotated as phosphatase PAP2 family protein. Gene Ontology annotation, cellular component: inositol phosphoceramide synthase complex. The record is from RefSeq and is a predicted model, not a curated record. Gene Ontology annotation, molecular function: inositol phosphoceramide synthase activity. The transcript is spliced from 2 exons. Bases 1 to 1302 code for a protein of 433 amino acids. Lineage: Eukaryota; Fungi; Ascomycota; Eurotiomycetes; Eurotiales; Aspergillaceae. Gene Ontology annotation, biological process: inositol phosphoceramide metabolic process; sphingolipid biosynthetic process.